Molecule: messenger RNA, 1734 nt
Organism: Hyaena hyaena (striped hyena)
Lineage: Eukaryota; Metazoa; Chordata; Mammalia; Carnivora; Hyaenidae
Gene: TMED1
Product: transmembrane p24 trafficking protein 1
Exons: 4
Coding region: 254-937 (227 amino acids)
Biological process (GO): endoplasmic reticulum to Golgi vesicle-mediated transport; Golgi organization; intracellular protein transport
Cellular component (GO): COPII-coated ER to Golgi transport vesicle; endoplasmic reticulum; endoplasmic reticulum-Golgi intermediate compartment
Source: RefSeq, a predicted model, not a curated record
UUGUCAUCCCCCCUCCCCAUCAUCGGUUGAGAUUACAACCGGAGGCCCCUCCGAAAAAAAAAAUCCUCCCGAAGAUCGAGUGUUGCUAUCACAUCAGGCACCCCUUCGGGCAGCUAAGCUCUCAGGGGGCCCUUCGUCUUCCUCCCUGCUGGUUUCACGAAGCGGCUGCCAAUGAGCUCCGCCGAGUAGCAGAGGGGGCAGGGCUAGCCCUUAAAGGAACCGCGACCUCAUAGCAGACUGGAGGGUGACCCGGAUGAUGGCGGCCGGAGCGGCCCUAGCCUUGGCACUGUGGCUACUACUGCCGCCGGUGGGGGUGGGAGGGGCAGGGCCACCGCCGAUCCAGGACGGCGAGUUCACGUUCCUGCUGCCUGCGGGGAGGAAACAGUGUUUCUAUCAGUCUGCACCGGCCAACGCAAGCCUCGAGACCGAAUACCAGGUGAUUGGAGGUGCUGGACUGGACGUGGAUUUCACCCUGGAGAGCCCUCAGGGCGUGCUGCUGGUCAGCGAGUCCCGCAAGGCAGAUGGGGUGCACACGGUGGAGCCCACGGAGGCCGGGGACUACAAGCUGUGCUUUGACAACUCCUUCAGCACCAUCUCAGAGAAGCUGGUGUUCUUCGAACUCAUUUUUGACAGCCUGCAGGACGACGAGGAGGUUGAAGGCUGGGCAGAGGCCGUGGAGCCCGAGGAAAUGCUGGAUGUCAAGAUGGAGGACAUCAAGGAAUCCAUCGAGACCAUGAAGACACGGUUGGAGCGCAGCAUCCAGAUGCUGACGCUCCUGCGGGCCUUUGAGGCACGUGACCGCAACCUGCAGGAAGGCAACCUGGAACGGGUCAACUUCUGGUCUGCUGUGAACAUGGCCGUGCUGCUGCUGGUGGCCGUGCUGCAGGUCUGCACGCUCAAGCGCUUCUUCCAGGACAAGCGCCCUGUGCCUACGUAGCCCCGGAAGGAGGAAUGGGGAGAAGGGCAGGGCACAUGUGUGUGAGAUUUGGGGGUCCCUUCCCCACCUGAGUGUCCCCUACGGGAGGGGAGGCUGUACAGUCGGGGCCGGAGGUAUGGCCCUCAAUGUCUUCUCCCUUCGAGUGGGGGGGCGGGGCAGGCAGGAAGAAACGCUUGUUGGCUUGGCUGACAGCCCCGGGCCCUCCGGGAGGGGCAGCUCAGUGGUGGCACCUGCUCUCCAGGACACUGUGCAUGGACGGGGGCACCGUGGCAUUUGAAUGCAGUGCCUGGAUGGCGUGGCCGGUCUGUGCGUCCCCUGCUGUGAAUGUGUGUGCCUUAGCCUGAGUCUUCCAGCCUGCACUGGCCCUAGGUGUGGGGGUGGGGCCCAGGAAGCAGACUCCCUUCCCUUCCCCAGCAGCCUGAGCCAGGUGCUGCUGGGACGGGGCUUUCUGUGUGUGGGGCCCCUGGUCUCCCUGUCACCCCCCCGGAGGCCUGUUGCUGCUGCUGGGGGGGGGCGGGAAGGAGACACAGUGCUCUUGCCAGGACAGUCACUUUAUUGAGAGAAGGAGCCCAGCCCCUCAGCGUAGUGCAGGGGGGGCUCGCUGUGAGGUCCGGUCACAGAACUCUAGGAGCAGGGACUGCGAGACCACCCGCCCCUGCUUCCCUGUGCGGGGGCCCCGGGGCAGAGCCGGGGGUGGGGGGCGGUGGUGGCCCAGCCAAACCUUGCGCAGGCGCCUCACGGAACACAGGGUGGUCUGGCCUGGGCACUGGAGUCAAUAAAUUAUGGUCAGAAAAUCA